CUGUAUUCAGGAAAGAAACAGAUAAUCUACUUCAAAGUGUGCACUUACUGCUGCUUAUGAGGUGUCUUUUUUCAGACCAAUAGGUGCAUUUGGAUCAAGAAAUGUUAGAGACUCCAGGUCUUGAAGUCUUGUGUUCCAUCAUUUUGAUAUUGUGAAUUUUUCUGAAUGGGUCAGUAUUCAGCCCAGCCUGUUAAUAGACUUGUCUUUUGGAUAACUCUGCCAGAUACAACUUUCUUCCCAGGCUGAACUGACCGGGAUACACAACAUGCACAACAGCACUGCCAGAACUCUGUAUGUGGCUGCAGCGUGUAAUGAGACUCGGCCCACCCAGUCACCGAGCUCUGAGUUUUCCCUGGGCGUGUUGGUGCUGCUGGCUUUCCUCAUGGUGUUGCUAUGUCUGGUCACCAUCCUUGGAAACAUCCUGGUGAUCCUUGCUUUCAUCCUGGACAGAAACCUCAGGCAUCGGAGUAACUAUUUCUUUCUCAAUCUUGCUGUUUCUGACUUUGCAGUGGGUGUGUUCUGCAUACCUCUCUACAUCCCGUACAGCCUGACGGGAAAGUGGCACUUGGGAAGAGGCAUCUGCAAGCUCUGGCUAGUUAUGGAUUAUCUCCUGUGCACAGCUUCAGUAUUUAACAUUGUUCUUAUCAGCUAUGACCGGUUCCUGUCAGUUACUCGAGCCGUAUCUUACAGAGCCCAGCAGGGAAUAACCUCCAACCCUGCCAUCAAGAUGGUGGCCAUAUGGGUCUUAGCCUUUCUCCUCUAUUGCCCAGCAAUCCUCUUUUGGGAGCACGUGGCCGGACACAGCGCAGUAGCGGCAGAUCAGUGCUACGCCGAGUUCUUUGACAACUGGUACUUCCUCCUGUGUGCAUCCACCCUGGAGUUCUUUGUGCCACUGCUCCUGGUGAUCUACUUCAAUAUGCACAUCUUCCACAGCAUCCAGAGGCGCCAGCGGCAAGGCAGUGUGCAGGACUGUGAGCCUCCAAGGAGCAGCAGCCUGUCCUGGAGAUUUUGCCCUUUGCCAAGGUCAGGGGCAUCUUCUCCUUCCUCAGAAGCAGAGGACAGUGUUUCUUCUUCCAUGAGACCAAAGAAAGAGUCUUUGGUAACCGACUGCUCAUCUCCAUCAAGAGGGAAUUCUGUUACUCCAGAAAAUGAAUUUUCUGUUUCCCUCUGUUCAAAGACUAGGUCAAAACUGCAGCAGGACAAGAAAAUCGCGAAGUCACUUGCCAUAAUUGUCUGUGUGUUUGCCAUUUGCUGGGCCCCAUACUCUUUAUUAAUGAUUAUUCGUGGGGCCUGCCAGGGAACUUGUGUCCAUAAUGCCCUGUAUGAAGCAACUUUUUGGCUUUUAUGGAUCAAUUCCUCUCUGAAUCCAUUUCUCUACCCUCUAUGUCAUGUUAAAUUUAGAAUGGCUUUUCUGAAAAUAUUGUGUCCCAAAAAGUUUGCCACAUUGAGAUCAGGAUCUUUUUAGAAGGAAAAAAGAAAAAGAAGAGCUGGAUGAGGAAUGUAAAUGGCCACAGUUUGAAAUUAGAUUUAGUCUCUUCCAAGAGACUAGUCUAGUUGGAAAGUCUAAAUAAGCCUUCUGUGAAAUGUCCUCCUUCAGACAAACACGCAUGCCCAAGGUUUAUGGACUUUCCCCAGCUAUUUCAAUUGGCCACUUCAAGACUAUUGCCUCUAUCUGACUUUGCCUAGUAGUCUAUCCAUGUUAUCUUAAUUCUGGUUGCUGAAGGUACUAUCUUCAGUUGCACUACAACUUAUAUUUGUGUUUAUGUUUGAUAUUAGUUAAAAAUACAAUGAAACUGGGUAUUUGCUGUAGUAUUCUAAAGUUACUACCUUCUCUGUUCUAUUUCUUUUGAACAAUUUGUAUUGCAUUCAGAAUCUAAUUUUUCCCUACAUCAAACAUCCAGUUAAGUUAUGAGUUUUAUUGCCAGACACCUAACAGGAUUAUUUAGUUUCACUAAAGGGUUUUGGCCAUUUUUCAAAAACUCGAGUGUAUGUGUUCCCUGUAGAAGAGCAUUACUCUGUGCAUAUGCUCAGAUGCAGCAGUAGAGAAUUUAGGUGUGUAAAGCAUUUAUGUGAAUGUCCAGCUAUUCUUCAAGAAACAAGCCUUCUAUGGCUGUAGUUUUGAGAGAUCAUAGGAAAGCAUAGUAUUUGUUCUUACUCCUUGAGGGUUAAAAUCCACUGCUGCUGGCUGAGGGAAGGUGUGGUGGUGCAUCCCAACUUCCCCACAGGCAACACUGUGAUCUGAGAAAUGUUCAUUAGGCCUCAGCUGAAGAUGGGAUACAACAGAUGAAAAGAACAUAAUGCGAAGAAUGCAUAAAAGAAAUAUAUAAUUUAAAAAAAAAAAAAGACCAAAAGGGAAGAAUCUUAAUUCUGCUAUUUUUAAAUUUUUAAAAUACUAGGAAACACUGAUGGAUGGUCAGCCUUUUGGGAAUAAACUUGUGCAAGAUUCGGGUGUGAAGUACUGAGGAAGAAGAGUCAUCCUUACACCUGCAGGUGAAAACAUGAAUGUGAGUUCAGUGUCAGGAGAAUGAUAGCCAGGGACACAGCCCUUAUUUGCCUGUGUAAUCACUAAUUAAUUAAAAAAACAGCAUUAUGACAGAUCCAAUAAGAAGAUGUUGGUAUCAUCUCCAAACAGACCACGUGAUUACUCAGCCCAGCCAGGUCUUGUUCCACUGUCACACUCAGCUGUUGAGGUGAAAAGUUACAUCCUUCUAAAGACUUUGGCCUAUUAUAAUUUCCUUUGAUUAUUUUUUCCUUCCUGUUACAUUUCUGUUUGACCUAACAGAGGCUAAAAUGCAAACUUACGAAGCCUCUGGUGUAACUGAGUUUACAAAAGCAUAUUGGUUUUUCUAUCUCCUCUCCAGCAUUCUUUGAAUAGUCUUCUUUCUUGUUAUUUUGACUAAAUGUCAUCUUUUUAGUCAAUGCCUAAACAGCAAUGGCCAUUUUAGGAUCUUGGCCAAUGAGCUGGGCUUGUAAUUACUGCUAAAAGUGAGCAGAUAUAUAUAUCCAAAGCAGAUCAGAAUAUAAAACACAAGUGCCAAUACACCCAUCUGUUUUCCUUAAGUGCAGUGUGUACCAGCCUUUUACCCUGCAAAGCUUUUGUCAUUCUUUUAAAAUGCAGCUUUUAAAGUCAGUAAUGAUGAAUGUGUGCAAACAGAUCCUUUUGUGCCAGCUUUUAGAACAAAUGGCUCCUUAAUGUUUAUGAGACAUGCUUUUGAUAGUGUUAGCAAUAGGGAUUCAAAUAUGUUAUUCUGAGGAUUCAAAUAUCUAGUUCUGGUUAGGUUUUUAAAAUGAUAUCUUUUGAAAUUUAGCCAUUGCCAUGUGUAGAUAAGGACACACACUCUUAUAUUUAUGACGUUAUAUUUUUUUUGUUCUUCCUCGCUCAUGUCUUAUAGUCUGGACUCAAUGAUCUCAGAGGUCUUUUCUAACCUAGUUGAUUCUCUGAUUCUGUCUUUUGCUUGCUUCUCAUACCAGCCUGCUCUCUGGUUGUACCAGCUCCUUGGUACAGGCCAGAAAACCAGCUGGAUGCUGGUAUUAUCAACAGGGACUUAUUUAUAAGCUGCCUGAGGCCUUGUGAAGUCAGUGACAGUGCCCUGUGCAAAGGCAAGGAAAAGCAAGUUGAGUUUAGUUGAUAAAAGCCUAGGUCGUCUGAGGGCAGUGAAACAACUAACGCUCCCUCCAUUUGGGCUGACUUGAUGUGUUAAAAGUUGUCAGAAUCAAUACUCCAACAGGACAGCGCUUCUUGGUGCAAACUUGGUUUUAGGGGCAUGGGCAGACAUUUCAGGAAUAUCUCUGGCUCAUUUCUGGCACCCUCUGCAACUGU
Messenger RNA from Pseudopipra pipra, 3820 nucleotides. RefSeq names its product histamine H3 receptor-like. The record is from RefSeq and is a predicted model, not a curated record. NCBI's taxonomy places the organism in Eukaryota, Metazoa, Chordata, Aves, Passeriformes, Pipridae. Gene Ontology annotation, cellular component: synapse; dendrite; plasma membrane. Gene Ontology annotation, molecular function: G protein-coupled serotonin receptor activity; histamine receptor activity; G protein-coupled acetylcholine receptor activity. The transcript is spliced from 3 exons. Bases 266 to 1465 code for a protein of 399 amino acids. Gene Ontology annotation, biological process: adenylate cyclase-inhibiting G protein-coupled acetylcholine receptor signaling pathway; chemical synaptic transmission; G protein-coupled receptor signaling pathway, coupled to cyclic nucleotide second messenger.